Molecule: messenger RNA, 3430 nt
Organism: Coturnix japonica (Japanese quail)
Lineage: Eukaryota; Metazoa; Chordata; Aves; Galliformes; Phasianidae
Source: RefSeq, a predicted model, not a curated record
UGUGGCACUGCCAAAACAUGGGCUUUGCUCUAACAGCAGCCUGGAAACAACUGGAAGUGACCUGCUAUACUUUGGUUCCCCCAUUGAUACAACAGACAUGGGGAAGGUUGCUUAGUUUUAUUGUGAAUUGCUGUGACCUCUGGUGUUGAAAAGGGUGGGUAUGAAGUAUCAUGUUAUUAUGUUACUCACAUUUUGUUACUGUUACCAUCUACAGAAUAUUGGUUCCAAAGGAUUAUCCUAGAGUGUAAUUCUAAAUCUGUGACCGCAAUAAACCAUAAUCUAUGUUUGCUGAUGACAGUUGCAUUGACAGAAGCAACCUUGAGGCCUUUAGUACAUCUUGUAAAUUGGGAAUUGGGACACAGCUCUCCACUGAGCUUUUUAUGAUGGAGAAGAAAAUUCGAAUGAAAUCUAAGGUUGCGGCUCCUAAUCUCCAGAGGGCACUGCAUUCUCUGUACCAGUUUGGUCACCUCUGUGACGUGACAGUUCACACGCAACAUCUAGGAAUUCAGGAGGAAUUUCUGGUUCAUAAAGCUGUCUUGGCAGCUUCCAGCAACUAUUUUAAGGGGCUUUUCCUGCAUGAUGAGAUGCUGGACACCAAGAAUUGCACAGUGACUCUGCAAGACAUUUACACAGAAGAGUUCACCUCCUUUCUGGAAUUCGUCUAUACUGCAGAAGUAGAGAUUGAAGCAGGAAAACUGCAACGAAUGAAAGAAAUAGCAGAAAGGCUUGAGUGCAAGGACUUGCUUGACAUUUGUGAGGAAGUAAGAGCAGAGGGAAAGAAAGGUUUGGAUUUGAGCCUCCAUCUGAAAGGUCAGCUGUGUGAAAGUGGUGUGCCACAGUGGCCUUGCAUCCAGCAAGAGGAAGACCGCAAACUGAGUAGCUGUUCCCAAGUGGUGGCAGUACCCAUGCAGAGGAAACUCUGGGAGAGGCAGAAGUGUAACAAGUUGCUGGCUGGUUAUGAACUCAUUGAAGGCCAACCAGUAAAUCUGGAGCAAGAAAGCACUGCUUUUCCACAGCAAAAAUCUAGGACAGCAAAGCUACGCAAAUGUGACAGAAUGGAUGACAGAGGCAGACUUAGCAUGGAUGUCAUUAGUCUGGAGCAGAGGAAUACUCAUUCUCCCAUGAGUCAGACUGGGUCAAAGGAAGCCUGCGUAGUAAUUAGGGAUAUGCUGUCUGAGCAGUGGGAAGAUGGAAACAGUUUGAUUUCCGAUCUUAGCUGUAAAACCAAACGUAGGAGAUCACUGCGGCGUGUGGCAAAAGUCUUGCCAGAGUUGGCAUGCGAGAAGUGCAAUGAAUCAUUCCACAUAAUCAAGAAUUACCAGUUGCAUAUGGAGCUCAAGCAUGGCAUUAAUCUGUCUGUCAAAUACAGCUGCAACAUGUGUGAGCAGCUCUUUUCCAGCCACCAGAACCUGAGGCAACAUUGCCUCACUGUUCAUAGUGCUGAACAUGGCUUCUCUUGCAUGUUUUGUGACAAGAGGUUUAAGCAUCAGAAGGACAGAAAUGACCAUAUCCAGAGGGUGCAUGAGAAGCAGAGGGACCCACAGGCAUGCCCGUACUGCGACAAGGUCAUCAGCUCCAAGUGUGGCCUGACAGUCCACAUCCGAACACACACAGGAGAGAAACCUUAUAAGUGCGAGAGCUGCCCUGCCAGCUUUGCUCACAGGUCUGCUUACAAGACUCAUGUAAGAAAAAUCCAUGAAUCUGGGCAAGAGAGGAAGCUUAUGCCAGUCUAUUGGAUGGUGGUUCCACCUACACACAGACCAAAUGCAGCAAGCUGUGGCAAAGAUAGUGAUAGGGAGAUAUGGGAUGGGAUGUCAGAGGCUGAACUAGAAAAGGGUGCAAUGCCCAAAGAGUCGGCAAGUUGUGAGGAAGACCCUGCAAGGCCACCUGUUACACAGGCAGAUUGUAGUGAACUGCAAGAAGAGCAGAAGCAGAAAUGUACAGAAGCUCAAAGAGGAAGGGAAACACUGAGUGAAGAAGGGAAUGAAGCUGAAGGUGAGAGGAGUGUGAAGGGAGAGGAGGAGGGAGAUUUUGAAGCAGAGUAUUUGGAUGUUGAAGAUAUUAAAGAUAAUGAUGAAGCCUGUACUGAGGAGGACGAUGAGGAUGAUGAAUGCUCCAAUGAAAAAUGUGCUGAAGAACAUGAGUCAGCUGAAGAGUUGAAAAUGAAGAAGGUAAAUAAAAGUGGGGUGAAUAGGAAAUCCGCCUAUGUAAUAAGAUGCAAUAAGUGUAACGAGCAGUUUGUUUCCCGGAAGAAGUAUGUGGAUCACUGCAGAGAUAUCCAUCAGUGCUUGCCUGGUAAAGUCUAUCAGUGUGACAUCUGCAGCAAGUCGUUUGCUAGUUACAACAGCUGGAAGGAGCACCGAGCAUGCGUCCACACUGAUGAAAGGCAGUUUGCCUGCAGCCUGUGCACUGCUACUUUUAAAAGAAAGAGAGAUGUGAGGACACAUUAUGUGCGGAAGCAUGAAGGUAGAGUCAAACGUCCCCUCUGCUCUGUCUGUGGGAAGAUCCUCAGCUCCCGAACAGCACUAGUGUUUCACAUGCGGACACAUACAGGAGAGAAACCUUAUGAAUGUGGCAUUUGUCAUUCCAAAUUUGCUCAGCCAUCACAGCUUAAGAUCCAUACCAGAUCCCAUACAGGGGAAAAACCAUACGUUUGUGAGGACUGUGGUGCUUGCUUUGCUGAUAAAGGGAAACUCACUGGCCACAGAAGGACACACACAGGUGAGCGUCUCUUUAAGUGUGAUGUGUGUGGAAAACAUUUUGCCACCAAUGAAUAUUUAAAAUGCCAUAAACGAUGCCACAUGGGUGCUAAGCCGUACAAGUGCGAGGUUUGUGGGAAGACGUUUGGAUUGAGAGCCUCACUAGCUCAGCACAGUAAUGUCCACGCAGAGACCCGUCCGUAUUUCUGUGAACAGUGUGGAAAAACAUUCACCCAGCAGGGUGCUCUCCGUCGCCAUCAGCGUAUUCACACUGGGGAGAAGCCCUACAAGUGCAGAGCGUGUGAGAGAACCUUCACGGACAUGUCCACCCUGCGCAGACAUGUGUUGAUCCAUGACCGAAACGCUCACUGGAGGAGCUUCUUAAUCGACCUUACAACCAAAAAAAACCACAACUGGUCCAAAAUCGAGACAUUCCCGGGAUCCUGGAUGGCAGAGGCUCCAGGAAUGUGCUCAGUUGACCGAGGUAAACUUGAUAAACCAGAAAGCCUCGUUCUUAACCGAGUACAGCAUGUGCCACCCAGUGUUAGUAACCAGUGCCUGUAACACAGCAGGCCGUGCGGGCAGGGGAGGCUUCGUGCGGCCUAGUUAUGACUGCAUUACACGGUAUGUUGUUAGGGCAGUGUGUACGGAUGUCUAUAUGCGCACAUAUCCGUACUGUCUCUGUCACUGCGGGGUUCAAUAAAGACGCGCUCUCAGGAGCGAUGUGAACA